GUUUAAUUAACUUCCAAGACCAAAACCAAAAAAAGACCAAAAGCCAUCAAAAAAAUCGAAAAAAAAAGAAAACCCAGAUCCAAAAAACCUCAAGAACCAAAAUAAAAUGACUGAAACAUUGAAGAACAAGUACCAAGUAUGUGAAGAGAUCGGAAGAGGGCGGUUUGGAACAAUAUCUCGGGUGUUUUGUCCUAUAACCGAAGCCUCAUUCGCCUGUAAAUCCGUUGACAAACGCCUUCUUACAGACCCCAUUGACCGAGAAUGUCUAGAAAACGAGGCUAAGAUCAUGACCCUUUUGGCUCCAAACUCUAACAUCGUACAAAUCCACGACAUGUUCGAAUCCGAAGACACCCUUCAGCUCAUCCUCGAACUUUGCCAGCCUUACACUCUUUAUGAGCAGAUUUUACAACCAGAUUUGUCUGAAUCCAAAGCUGCUUCUUACAUGCAACAGAUUAUGUCAGGUUUAGCUCAUUGUCACAGGUUUGGGAUUGUUCAUAGAGAUAUUAAACCUGAUAACAUUUUUUUUGACUUUAGAAGUAAGUUAAAGAUAGGUGAUUUUGGUUCUGCUACAUGGUUAGGGGAGCUUGGCUCGGUCGAUGGGGUGGUCGGGACGCCGUAUUAUGUUGCUCCGGAAGUUGUGAUGGGCAGAGCAUACAAUGAGAAGGUUGAUGUUUGGAGUGCUGGUGUCGUUUUGUAUGUUAUGUUGGCUGGUGUUACACCGUUUUAUGGUGAGACAGCUGAGGAGAUUUUUGAGGCUGUUUUGAGAGGGAAUUUGAGGUUUCCUACAAGGAUUUUCAGGUCAGUUUCUGCCGAGGCUAAGGACUUAUUGAGGAAGAUGAUUUGCAGAGAUGUUUCUAAAAGAUGGUCUGCAGAACAAGUUUUGAGGCACCCCUGGAUCUUGAAUGGAGGGGAAACAACUUCAAUGGACUGAAUUUAACAUUGAAAAAAGCUGGAAAUUAUCAGUCAAAAGCAAAGCAUAAUAGCUUAUCAAUGUAAAUAUUUAGGACCGCCUAUCAAAAUCCCUUAAGAGGACGGGUCACCAGCUUUUCUUCUCAACAAAGUAAAAGUCAAACCAGAAACUGCAUGAUGGAUACUUCCACAGAAUCAAGUUUUCCAAUGCCACGGAAGUCACAUAGAGAACAGAGUUUCUUCACAUGGGGCUCAACCACUAUGAACCUACCAGUCAUUUUUAGUACUUUUUUGGGUUUUUUUUUAAUGUUUUAAGAAGGAAGCAAGAGAGUGUACAUAGAUAAACAGUAGGUUGAGAAUCUUUCUUGUCUGUCUUUCCCCACCUGUACUUUUCUUUUUGUUAAUGAAAGUAUGUAAAGAAGUGAGAAAGCCUUGAAAACAAGUUGUCGUUGUUGUUG
This is a messenger RNA of Durio zibethinus, 1367 nucleotides long. Its product is annotated as phosphoenolpyruvate carboxylase kinase 1-like. Gene Ontology annotation, molecular function: protein kinase activity; ATP binding. The record is from RefSeq and is a predicted model, not a curated record. Gene Ontology annotation, biological process: protein phosphorylation. Lineage: Eukaryota; Viridiplantae; Streptophyta; Magnoliopsida; Malvales; Malvaceae.